Messenger RNA from Limulus polyphemus (Atlantic horseshoe crab), 2885 nucleotides. Its product is annotated as UBA-like domain-containing protein 1. The coding region runs from base 74 to 535 and encodes 153 amino acids. Gene Ontology annotation, molecular function: protein binding. Lineage: Eukaryota; Metazoa; Arthropoda; Merostomata; Xiphosura; Limulidae. The transcript is spliced from 3 exons. The record is from RefSeq and is a predicted model, not a curated record.
UACACACCACGUUUGUUUUAAAUGGUUUCGGACGGAGUGAGGUUUUGUAGUAUUUUGUAGUAUCUCUAUUAUUAUGGAGUCUUUAAGGGAACAAGUUAUGAUAAAUCAGUUUGUUCUGGCUGCUGGAUGUGCAAGAGACCAAGCCAAACAGUUAUUACAAGCAGCACAUUGGCAGUUUGAGACUGCAUUGAGUAUAUUUUUCCAAGAAGCUACGGUACCAAGCUAUUCUCAUCAAAAUGGCCAUUUUAAUGCAAUGUCUACUCCAGCUAAUACUCCUGCAACACCUCCAAACUUCCCUGAGACGUUACUGUCUUUCUCCAAACUGUCAGCAUCUGACAAAAUGAGUACAUCUCCACCUGGGCACUGUUUUCAGUCAUCUACCUCAUCAACAGGUAAUUCUUAUCAGCACAACAACAAUAAUACCAGUGCCAUGAUCCCUAUUAACAGUACCUGUGGGACAGGUAGUUGUGCAAGUUUCAAGACACCACAGUCACCCUCUUCACCUCCCAACAUGGAAGUUGAAGCUCAGAGGUAAAGUCUAAAGACUGUUUCAGUGUGAUCUGCUGCUGCCAUGAUAUAUAUAUAUAUAUCAGAGCAAUGGAGCUGAUGAACUCCGUUCAGUUGGAUGUUCCUGAACACCAGACUAGUUGGUUUCUCCCUGAUCCCUGGUGUAAGUCUCUGGUUGAGAUGAUGAGAGCACAGGAGUCUUCCUUUCUUGCCCUGUCCUGCAUGUUUUUGAAAAACAUCAUUUACCUGUCUCAGUAUAGUGGUUAUGUUUGAGUUUCAGUCAACAGUACCUAAGGAUUGGCUAGAUUCAUACACCCAUAGUCAUUUUGUGUACCCUUUAGAAAAGUUACUUUGAUGUAUGUUUUACAAACUUUCUCAGAAAAUGUCAGAAGAGUGUUGCUCUUUUGAGCUGUACUUGGUAUUAAUGUAGACUCAUUGUAGUUUAGUGGAUUGGUAUAGACUCAGACAGUAAUUUGUGGUGUAUUGUUCUCAGGAUACUCUUAAAAUUGCCAAAAUAUUAUUAUUAUUUGUUUUUAAUGUUGAUGUUUAAACUGGAAAACCUCAGGAUGGUUUGAGAUGUGAAGCUAUAGCACAGAAUGAAGAUUGGUGGGCAAGAAAAAAUAUUAAGUUGGCUUGAUUAAAGGAAGAAAAAAUGAAUUAUGUCAUUGUAAGCAGGUUCCUAAUAGUUACGUACAUUAUCCAUAGGAUUUUAUCUUCUUUCAUGAGUAAUCAGCGGAUCAUGUCUUAGUCAUAUUGUUCAAAAUGUAUGUGGAUAAUUAGGGGUAAGAAAUAACUUGCUUGCAUUUUUUUUUCACUAUAGAAUAAGUGAUUGCUUACAUGUAAUUUAAUAUGUAUAUUUGAUUUCUUAAUAAUGUAAAAUAAUGGAAUUAUAUUAGUUACAGUCAUAAAUAGUUAAAUUCAGAAUUUUUAAUGAAAAAGGGCCAUCAAAAACAUUAGUAUAUUUAAAAGAUGAAAAAAUAAUGUUAUUAUAUGACUUAUAUUUCCGACAUUUGCUAAUUUGUGUUGUGUGAAAAUAGUUUUUACAUUACAGGUCUCCCAAUUGGCCACUACAAAAAAUUGUUCUUUUUUAAUGUUUCCUUUUUCCAAAUGAGGAAAUUUUGGUUUGACAAUUAAAUUAAUGUUAAAUAUAUAUAUGUAUAACUUAUACUUGACUAAAUACUAAAUGUAGAAUUUCCAUGAAGAAAUUCAUUACUUUUCGUGUGAUGACAGACAUUUUACUGUGUAAGUGCUGAUAAAGAAGUUUUUCAGUGGAACUUUAGGCAGAGUAGAUAUAGUAGACUUGAGAACUUUAACGGACUGCAUCGUCCUGUUGAAAGCAAAUGAGACAAUGUUUGUGAUUCUAUAAUAAGGACAUGAAGAAGGCCUCAGUAUAGAAGCCAAAACAUCCUCUCCUUUUCUUUCAACAGGAAGAGGCAGUCCAUUAAAGUUCUCAAACCUGCUGAUAAAGAAGUCUUGAUUAUUUCCUCACAUCAUAAAUGUUACAAAAUCAUUAUAUUUCCCCUGAUCUUUAUUGGAUAAUUAUGGUAAUAUAACUACUGUAUAAAAUUUUGUGGCAAUGUUUUUGGUUGAAAAUAUAGGUUCCCUUCAUAUUUAUUGAUUUUAAAGGGUUUUUUAGGCCUAUUUUGAACAAAAAAUUAAAAGGUUUUAAGGUAGCAUAUAUUCUUUGUAUGGCAAUCUUUUUGCAUAUUUUGUAUCCUUAACUUCUUUACUUUCAAUGACCAGUGCAAAAAAGUCCUAGCUAAAUUAAAAACUCUCAAAAAGUAUGAAAAAUAAAAGGUUUUCCAAUUUAAAUGUCUUUAAACAUAUUUUUCUCAAAAUCAGAAAAUUUAUAUUAUCAUAGUGGUUUUUAUCUCAUAACUUCAGAUCUGUUGAGGCUAUAGACUUCACAACUGGCAUAAAUAUGCAUUAUUAAUGUAUCUAUAGUGUUUGCUAAGGUAAAAUUAAUAAGUUUGGUUUAUAUUAAAUAACCAUUAAUGAGUCACUGUGGCAUAUGACCUAUUUAGGACAUACCCCUUAGUGCCAUAAUUUGACCUUGAACUACUUUUCAAGUUUUUCUUAGUUCAGACAAAUCCUUCACAUCCCAUUAAAGUCUGGAUCUAUUUAAGGAGCAUUCAGUCAUGUUUGUAGAAGUUAUCAGGAACAUAAGACAUUUCUUUUGUAUUUCUAUAUUUAUAUAAUAUGCAAAUUAGCCACAGUGGUAAUGUUAUACAUGUGCCAGAAUAUGUCUUUGUACCUGUUGUAAAAAAAAUUAACUCUAUUGUUGUGGGGGAUAAGCUAGCAAAUUGGAUAGAAGAGUGGCUGGAUGGAAGAAAGCAGAGGGUUGUUACAAAUGGAAUUCAGUCAAACUGGAUUAAUGU